GAAGAAAGGUAAAAAACGAAGCCAAACAAACCAAAACACUCCCCCGCCAAGGAGCUUGCCGUGGCGCCAGGCCAGGCACGACGGGCCUCCCCUUUCCCCCGCUCCCCGGAAGGGCAGGGAGCCCGGCGGGCCGCCCCCGCGGCCACGAUCUCGGCCUUUGCGGCGCUGACUCACGGCACCGCCGCACGACUCCGGCCUUUCACGCCGCGCUCGCCGCGCCUUGAGUCACGCCGCCCGCCCCCGCCGAGGCGGAGAGGCGGAGCGGCAGCGGCGGGAGGGGGGACACCGCGCCGCGUACAAAGCGGCGCCGCCGCCGCCGAGGUCGCAGCGACGGCGGCAACCCGCGUGUGGGAGCGGCAAUGGAGGGAGCCGGGGCGCUGCUGGCCCGCUGCCCCGCCGGCGGGCUGGGCGUCACCGUCUGCGCCGCCGCUGCCGGGCUGCUGCUUUACCGCAUCGCGCGGAGGAAGAAGCCCACGCACGUGACGGUGAACUGCUGGUUCUGCAACCAGGACACGGUGGUGCCCUACGGGAACCGCAACUGCUGGGACUGCCCCAACUGUGAGCAGUACAAUGGCUUCCAGGAGAAUGGAGACUACAACAAGCCCAUCCCUGCUCAGUACAUGGAACACCUUAACCAUGUUGUGUCAGGUGCUACGACUUUCUGUGAUCCCUCCAAACCACAGCAGUGGGUGAGCAGCCAAAUUCUGCUUUGCAAGAAAUGCAACAACCAUCAAACCACAAAGAUCAAACAACUGGCUUCAUUCUCACCAAGGGAGGAGGGCAAAUAUGAUGAGGAGAUUGAGGUGUACAAGCACCACCUGGAGCAGACCUACAAGCUGUGCCGUCCCUGCCAGGCUGCUGUGGAGUAUUACAUCAAACACCAGAACCGGCAGCUCCGGGCACUGCUGCUCAGCCACCACUUCAAACGCCGGGAGACAGAUAAGACCUACUCUCAGAAUUUAUGUUCAUCCUCCUCUGCUGCUUCCAUAACCACACCAGCUCAGGUGAUACUACUACGGUUCUUGGCCUUCCUCAGCUGUGCACUCCUGGUUCUGAUGGCCUUGUACGGGUCAGGCAACCCCUUCUCACUGAGCACAGCAGUCCCUGGCCCUGUCUCCUCUGGCCCAGCAUCCCUUCAGAACAGGACUGGCACAAGCUCACCUGCAGACUUGGAAAAUGACACAUCAGUGACAAUGGCAGGCUGGCAGGAGCUGCUCCACCUGCUGCCAGAGCAGAUGGUGGAGAAGCUGAGUGCUGCAUGGGCUUAUGGCAAGAAUCAUCAGAUGGCUGUUGCUGUCCUUGGGCUGUUCACCUGCCUCUUGGCCAUGUUCUUGGCUGGACGCAUCAGGCUGCGGAGAAUUGAUGCUUUUGCUUCAGUCCUGUGGUUCGUAGUGAUGAGUCUGCAUUUAGCUGAGAGGUACCUGAAGAUGGAAACACCCAGCUGGCUCGACACAGCCAAAUUUGGCACCACCUCCUUGUGCUGCUUGGUGGGCUUCACCGCAGCCGUGGCCACGCGGAAGUCAACAGGCCAGCGGAGACACCGGCCCCGAAGGUACCUUGCUGGGGAUUCAGUUACCCUCUUCCCCAGUGGCACUGGGACUGGCUUCACUUCCUCUGCUACGUCUCUCUUUGUCCCAACACCACCCAGUAUUCUUCAGCUGACAAACCAACAGCUCUUCAGACCUCCACACAGAACUACUUCUUCCUCUCUUCCUGGUCGUCUCAACAGGGCACUCUCACUGGGUACCAUCCCCUCCUUGGCCAGAGCAGAUUCUGGCUACUUGUUCAGCGGCAGUCGGCCAGCCUCGCAGUCAUCUCAGUCCAAGGAGUCUCCUACAUCAGAACACUUCUCCCUGCUGUCAGGCAGCUGUGCUCUCUCCCGCAUCCCUUCCCCGGCCCCGUCGGUGGCUGGCUCUGUGACCUCCAGCUCGGGCUCCCUGCGCUACCGCCGGCCGCUCAUCAGCCCUGCCCGCCUCAACCUGAAAGGACAGAGGCUGCUGCUGUUCCCAUCUCAGAAUGAAGCUCUGCUCACCCCAACUGGCUCAGAGGAGCACACUCACUCAGACAGCACCAUCUUUCCCACUGAGCUGCCCUCCUUUCCAAAGAAGAAGCUCAGCGAGCAGGGAAUGCACGAUAUGAGAUCUGCUGUGGAAGGAGGGAGUAUCUGCAGUGAUAAUUCCAUCAAAAAGGAGGAUCACUCAUCACACUCAUCUACCUGUGUGGUAGACACAACCACCAAAGGGGAGGAUUUGGCAGGCUGGAGAGGUCAUUUUGGUAACUCGGCACUGCGAGGUCUGCUGGCCGUGAGCCUGACUCUCAAUGCUGUCUUCACAUCAGCCUAUGUCUACCGGAGCCUGCGCUGACUCCUGCCCACAUUCCCUUUCUUUCUGGUUCCGUCUGCUCCUGAGGAGACAAGAAGAAUCCAGGCAUGGCUCCAUGUCUAAUAGCCAUGCCACUGGUGCAUGCUGUUUUACAAAACCCAAACCAAACUACUGUAUGCUCAAUGGUUGUGACAAGGAACCCAGGUAGCUGCUGCCGUCACUUCCAGACAGAACAUAUCAGGAGGUUGUCCCUGGAGGUGGCAGGCAGAAUGUCCAGAAAGCUCCAGUUCAAAGGAGAGGCCAGUCAAGUGGCCCAUCUGCUUGCUUUCAAAGGAACUGACCUGAGACACAAGCCUGAAAACGUCUAAGCUACAUUUUUUUAGGAACCUGCCCCCAGAUCUUCUUUCUGAUUUAUUAACUUCAUGCUGAUGGUGCUGGUAAAGUGAGGAGAAUUAGAACAAACGAGUUGGAGAAGAGAGGUGGCUUAGUAGCUGAUGCUGGGCUUUGGCUACUCUAACAGCAUUCCCAGUGACUCCUCUUUUCCCUUUGGCUCUCUCCUCUAAAUUAUCAGUGGAUUUUCUUUAGUUGCCUUAAGCUUGCCUAAGCACAUGGGUGACCUUGGCUGCUCUGUCAUAUUCUUGCAUCUUUUCUGUGUCCCUGUGCUUCCACCUGGACUCUGCCCUGAGGUCACUUCACCAGCAGCCAUUCUGGUCAUGCUGGUUCUCAGAAACUACUCUCUGUACAUACCUCCAGCCAGCACUGUUGCUGUAAGUACACACAGACCCCAGACAGAUGCUUUUGUGGUUUAUAUUAGACAGAGGAAGCCUUUGCUUUGCUUUACCCAGGAGGUAUUAAUUCUGUUGCAAUUAAUUCUGUAAUAAGGAAGGAUCCCCCUGUGAUUUGCACCAUAGUCAAAGGGCUUCAUCUCACAACUGGCUGCUGGUGUGGCUGAGGCAGCCAGUGGCUUAGCUUGUUCUUGCUGUACAUCACACAAAUCUGUUCUUAGAAGGUACCUGAGGAGCUGUCUGUGCAUAUUUGUCCAGAAGCCUCAGCCUGAUGUUGGGAUUUGCUAAGUAAACAUUGAAGACAUUUCUUACUUAGCUAAAUGCCAAGGUGCUCUUGGUAAGAAAUACCAAACCUGCUUCUGGACAGUUCAGCUUUCUGCAUUGGUUCUUCUUUUCUAAGCCAACAGAAGGAGUCCUAGAUUUUCAAAAGCAGUUUGUAACUUGGACACUUCUGCUUUUGGGUGAUCUUCAGCAGAAUUCAGGGGCCAUUUUAGAGUCUUGUGCUGAAUACUCAAUAUCAUUGAGUACAUUGCACCAAAAAUAGCAUCCUGAUCUUUAUCUUUUAAUUCUUAAAUCCCAAGUGCAGAGAGAAGAUUUACCAACGUAAAAGGAUACCUGGUGAAAAGGGAGCCAACUGACAUUAGCUAUGCAUUUGCCAAGGCAGGACUGACUCUGUUAAGAGUUUUUCUAUUCUCUUCUGUUGGGCUCCUUCACCUCACACUUUGCUCUUUCCUCUCCCUCACCUCAUUGUCCUGUGCUUGCAUCUUCAGUGUAAGUGUGACACUUCUGUGUGGUUUUGGUUCUGCUGCUGUUCCCUCUCUUGUGCUCUUGCAUGUGCACAGAAACUAAACAUAGCACUCCUGAUAAUUCCUGCUCUGAACCCAAAUUUCACCCUUUCUUUCACUUCAUUUUUUCUAACUUGCAUGUUUGAGUUCCUGCCACAGCUUCACUAGUACCUCAUGUGAGUGACAGCCAGGCUCCAGUCUGCAUGCUCUGUGACAGAUUCAGUGGGGCUUGCAGUUGGGUGAUUCAAGCACUUGAAAAAUUAAGUCCCUCUUUGUCUCUUCCGUUUCUUCCUGCACUGUUUCAGCAGCCCACUUCCAGCUGCUGCUCCGCACCCUCCCUUGUCAGUGAGACCUCCUCCGCAUCUUGCAGGCAGAGGACAGACCCCUGCCCACGUGUGCUGAUCUGAAGGGCUGUGGGGAUGUCACUCCUUACUCUGCAUCUUCUUCCCAGCCUUUUUAGAGUAUUGGUAAAGGGCUGCACAGCCAGCACCUCCUGUACAAAGCCUAGCUCCGAAAUAGGGACCUGCAGCAGAAAGAUCCAUUGCAGGUUCGUGAUUGAUUUGUAACGUGCAUGAGUUGUUACUUGUAGCCAAACCGGGCCCAUACCCUUGCUGUUAGGAGGUUUUUGUCCCUUGCAUAGAGUUCUGCAGGCUCACUAUAGGCAAGAUGCUAGCAAACCAACUCACUGGCUUCUGUUUAGACCUCUGCUGUUUGAGUUUGAUGAUGUCCUGGUGCAGCUUGUGACAUCCCACUGGUGGAUCCUUGUCCUGACUUCCAGCACACCCAGGGGCCUUCUGUGCAGAGACAAGCCUGCCAGAGAAGACUGGGGGUUUGCUUGUCUUUAUUAUGCCAACAGAUGUGCACUGUGACUUCAUGUAUGCAAACUUUCCACUUCCACCUCCCAGUCUGCGCUCAGUUUCAGCAUCAUGCUCACCUGGAGUCCCUGUGUUGGUCCCUGUCUCUACCAGAUUGCAAUACAAAUUCCUCCUCCUUUCCAGCAACCAGGAGCUGCAGCCUCUCAACACACCUCUUCUUGCCCAUACUCCAGAACAGAAACACUGCACUUCUCAAUCUGCUCACUGCAAACUGUUCUUGGAAGAGUGUUUGGCGACCUUGUCCAAAGCAACAGAAAGACUUUGGAUUUUACUGCUGAAGAGGGAAGACAACCAACUUUUCAUUCUGGUGCUAGAACACCCUCCAGUGGUGCUUUCACAGUUGUGAAGCCUUUGCUUGACUAGUGCACAUGAGUGUGUGUGGGUGAGCGUGUGUGGGUGCAUGCAUAUGGACACAAACAUUUGGAGGGUUUCUUCAUUUCAAAAGAUCUGAGCCCACGAUUGUCUUUCUAUUGUUGGCCUUAAUCAAGCUCUUGGAUACUGUGUCUCUCUUGCUGCUCUUUUCUAUAUGAAGCUGGUUUGGAGGAAACAAAAAGAUUAUCUGGUCCCCCUGUGAAAAUCUCUGUGGCUGAUGAUCUUGAUCUUCAUACAGUGCUGUUCAGGAGUGAGAUUUUAUUUUUCUAGUAAUUUUUCCUACUGCAAAGACUGUUGGAGUGUUUGGAAUGGAAAAGUUCUUUACAAAAUGGCCUGAGAAGGAUUGGAGCAUUGCUUAAUAAUACCAAGAAUUAACGAUGGGUUGGGAUAUAAAAGAGCUCCGUUUCCAGAGCUUUUCCAUUGCCUACCCUCCCUUGAAACCAUAACAGCCAGGUACUUUUUCUUUGGGUAUGGAUUUGCUGGACACGUUCUGAGACCUUGCAGAGACUUUGGAUGACUUUGGCCUGCCAAGGUAGGAAGAAUUUGGAAUCUGAUGUCUGGUUCUAGUCCUGCAGCCUGGAUUGCCUAGCAGAUAUGACUCUGCGCAUAUCUAUUGGAUAGGACAGAGAGAGCUGGUAGAAUGGGUGGCUGACUUCUGGAGGCCAUCAUAUCUUGUCACAUCAAAUCUUAGACAUGGAACUGGUCACUGUGGCAAUGUGAAAACAACCUCCUUGCUGGCCCACCAAGGCCAGAUUCACUGAACUGUAGGCUGUUUGCUCAAGCAACAAAUUUGGCCUGUGAAUGUUUUAUUCCUGCUCCCUCUUCUUGGGUGAUAGGAACACUGCUGAACUGACUGGGUUCCUGACAGGGCAGCUGGAAUCAAGGGCUUGUGUUGCCUCUGGAUGCUGCUAUAGAUUUUUUUUUUUCUUCCAAACACCAUUCCUGGAAAUAACUAUGGUCUUAACCUCCCUCACAGACAUCUGUUAAAGCCUAAACAGGGCCAGUUUGGCCAAUACUUUCAUUUUGGAAAAUACAUGUGGCAUCCAAAAACUGUCAUCACUGUGUCCUGUGGUGGGAGUGAGGGACAGAGUACUUUUGGAUGGAGUGGUUAUCUAGAGAGGGUGAAAGGGACAAUUUUGAGUCCUAAACCUUAUUUCCUGUGAAAGAAACACUGUAUGUCAUGUGUGUGUACUUGUUUGGGGAGCUCUGACACUGUACAGUUUAGUUACAUGCGCUCCAAGGGAGGAGAAACUGUUCCUCAGAGGUUUUUAGUUCAUGCUUUGUGUUUAAAGAGGAAUAUUUUUCUUUAAAAAAUAAAAACUAAUAAGUUUUCA
Molecule: messenger RNA, 6472 nt
Organism: Pogoniulus pusillus (Red-fronted tinkerbird)
Lineage: Eukaryota; Metazoa; Chordata; Aves; Piciformes; Lybiidae
Gene: TMEM201
Product: transmembrane protein 201
Exons: 11
Coding region: 360-2363 (667 amino acids)
Biological process (GO): nuclear migration along microtubule
Cellular component (GO): nuclear inner membrane
Molecular function (GO): actin filament binding; lamin binding
Source: RefSeq, a predicted model, not a curated record